AUGGACGCCGGUGAAUGGUGUCUGCUCGAAUCCGACCCUGGCGUUUUCUCGGCUUUGAUCCGCGAGUUCGGAUGCACUGGUGCUCAGGUGGACGAACUCUGGUCUUUGGACGCUGAAAAUUUUGAACCGUUGGGCGAGGUCUUUGGCUUGAUCUUCCUUUUCAAAUGGGAUGGAAAGAAAGAAACCGCCUCAAAAGGCAAGGUCGUCAACGACAUGGAGCACGAGAACCUCUUCUGGGCGCAGCAAGUGAUCAACAACGCGUGCGGCACACAAGCUUUGAUCUCGAUUUUGCUCAACAUUCACGGCAAUAAAAUCACUCUCGGCGAGGAGUUGGAGAAUUUCCAAAAUUUUACGAUUGGAAUCGACGGCGAGUCCAAAGGCUUUGCCCUUUCCAACGCCGAGGGCAUCAGAAAAGUGCACAACUCCUUCUCCAAACAGCAGCUUUUUGAACUUGAAGAGCCAAAGAAUCAGGAGAAAGAACUUCCUUAUCAUUUCGUAUCAUUCGUGCCCGUCAACGGACGAUUAUGGGAGCUCGACGGCCUCCAAAAAGGCCCAAUUGAUCAUGGAGAGAUCUCAUGCGAGAACUGGAUUGACGCUGCUAGACCCGUUCUCCAAACAAGAAUGGCGCAAUACCAAGAAGGAGAGGUCCAUUUCAACUUGAUGGCCUGUUGUGAGGAUAGACUAGUUAGAUUGGAGAAGAAGCUUGCUGCGGAGACAAUGGACUUUCCAAAAAGCCAAAUUCAAAUGGAAAUCGAAACCGAGAAAGAAAAGAGACUGACUUGGGACAAGGACAACGCCAGAAGAAAGCAUAAUUUUAUGCCUAUGGUUGUUGAGAUCCUAAAGCAAAUGGCUGAAAAGGGAAAUCUCGUUUCUCAGGUCGAAAAGGCUGAAGAACGUACUAAAGAAGCCAUCGAAAGAAGGAAAAAGCUCAAGGCCGCGAAGCAAUAA
Oikopleura dioica is the source of this 948-nucleotide messenger RNA. Lineage: Eukaryota; Metazoa; Chordata; Appendicularia; Copelata; Oikopleuridae. The record is from the annotation of a GenBank genome assembly.